GUGUGCAUGGUCAUAUAAACCUUCAAACCGGUCUGUUACCUGUUCUUUGUUAACAGGCAUACAACCCGACCAUACAGCCAUGCGUUUCCUGAUUUUCAUCACCCUCUCUGCCCUGGCCUUGGUUGCCUUGUGUCACGCUCAGUGCUUCUUCAAGCAGCUGGAAAUCACAGACAUCAAUAACCCGCCCAAGGGUUGCAAAGACGAUGAUGGUGUGAUGCGGAAGUUCGGCGAGUCAUGGGUGAAGGACUGCUAUAAGUGCUCUUGCUCUGACGAGGGAAUCAGCUGCUGCAACAUGAUUGGUGGUGUCGUGGUGGCCCCCCCAGAAUGUGAGGUUGUUAUCGACAAUAAACAGUGCACCAUGAAACUGGUGAUGAAGGCAGAUAAAACUAAAGAAUGUGAUAUUAACUAUUAACUAAAUUGACCCUAACUGCAUUUCCAACUGAUAACACUGGAGGGCACAUUAUACCAUUUCUGUGCAAGACAGCCUACUAUUGGUUCUCUUCUAGUUAAUAAGAAAACUCAAUAAA
Megalops cyprinoides (Indo-Pacific tarpon) is the source of this 527-nucleotide messenger RNA. Its product is annotated as beta-microseminoprotein-like. The transcript is spliced from 4 exons. The coding region runs from base 80 to 412 and encodes 110 amino acids. The record is from RefSeq and is a predicted model, not a curated record. NCBI's taxonomy places the organism in Eukaryota, Metazoa, Chordata, Actinopteri, Elopiformes, Megalopidae.